Molecule: messenger RNA, 1892 nt
Organism: Hemicordylus capensis (graceful crag lizard)
Lineage: Eukaryota; Metazoa; Chordata; Lepidosauria; Squamata; Cordylidae
Gene: SSB
Product: small RNA binding exonuclease protection factor La
Exons: 12
Coding region: 214-1440 (408 amino acids)
Biological process (GO): RNA processing; positive regulation of translation
Cellular component (GO): ribonucleoprotein complex; nucleus; cytoplasmic stress granule
Molecular function (GO): RNA binding
Source: RefSeq, a predicted model, not a curated record
GCUCUGCGCGGCUUCUUUUCCUCCUCCUCUUCAUCUUCUUCCUCGAGUCGCGUUCUAGCAGCGUGGGAAGAGCCCGAGGAGCUGCGUUGCUGCCGCUGACUUAGGGGGAGGAAAAAGCAACCAGUUCUCGCCGGCUGAGUGGCGUGUGGGUGAGUCCGUUUGCUCGCCUUGUCACGGCAGCGACUGCUGGCGGCGUGGAAGACUGGACAGGUGAUGAAAAUGGCUGAAAAUGGAGAUGGUGAAAUUAUUUCUGACUUGGAAAGGAAGGUCUGUCAGCAAAUCGAGUACUAUUUUGGUGAUCAUAACUUGCCACGAGACAAAUUUCUACAGGAUCAAAUCAAAAUGGAUGAUGGCUGGGUGACUUUAGAAACAAUUCUCAAAUUCAACAGGCUGAAUCGCCUUACAAAAGACUUCGAUGUAAUAGUGGAAGCUUUAAGGAAAUCAAAGACUGGGCUUAUGGAAAUAAGUGAAGACAAAACUAAAAUCCGAAGAGCUCCAAACAAACCUCUGCCUGAAGUAACUGAACAGUAUAGGAAUGCAAUUAAAAGCAGAUCUGUGUAUAUCAAAGGCUUUCCACUAGAUGCAACACUUGAUGAUAUCAAAGAAUGGCUCGAUGGUAAAGGCAAUGUAGAAAACAUCCAGAUGAGGAGAACACUUCAGAAAGCUUUUAAGGGCUCAAUAUUCGCAGUAUUUGAUACUGUGGAAUCUGCCAAGCAGUUUGUGGACAUUCCAGACCAAAAGUACAAUGAGACAGAGCUGAUUGUGCUUCUCAAGGAUGAUUACUUUGCAAAGAGGAAUGACAACAGAAAACGAAACAAAUUAGAAGCAAAAGCAAAGGCCAAACAGGGAAAGGAACAGAAACAGAAACAAGCAGAAGAUGCUGAAAUGAAAUCAUUGGAGGAGAAGCAGGGAUGCUUGCUGAAAUUCUCUGGAGACUUAGAAGAUCAGACUUCUCGAGAAGAUCUCCAUGCCGUUUUUUCUGACCACGCCGAGAUUAAAUGGAUAGACUUUGUCAGAGGUGCAAAAGAGGGAAUCAUCCUAUUCAAGAGUAAUGCAAAAGAAGCUCUGGAUAAAGCCACAGAAGCAAAUAACGGGAAUCUGCAGUUGCUAGAAAAAGACGUUAAAUGGGAAAUACUUGAAGGAGAUGUGGCAAGAGAAGCACUGAAGAAAAUCAUGGAGGGGCAGCAAGAAUUGUUAAAUAAAAAGAAAGGAAAAGGUCGCCAAGGUAAAGGAAGAGGUGGUAAAGGAUCUCAAGGUGGACUGGUCAGGAAAGUGAAAUUCCAAGGCACGAAAAUAAAAUUUGACAGUGAAAAUGAAGAAGAGGCUGAAGAUGAUAGGACAACAGGUCCAGCAAGUCCCAAGAAAAGACCUCUUGAAGAGCCUGCCAAAGAAGAGCCUGCCCCAAAGCAAAAAAAAACAGAGCAUGGAUCUGAGGAUUAGGAAUAGAACUUCAAAAAGCAUUUUGAGUUUAUUAAAGAAGUUUUAAAUCAUUCCUCCAUUCAUGUUUUUUCACAAGAGAAUCUAAUAAGAUCUACUUCAAUGUCCACCUGCAAAGGGCAAAAAGAAGAAAACUAAUUAAUCUUUGAUAGUCUCUCUUUGGAUGCUUAUUUUAACAUGCAGUUUUUUUAUACUUAUAGUUUUGGUUAUACAUCAAAGACUAAAGGAGAAAGCUCAAUGAACGGAACCACCCUAAUUAAAUUGUGUACAAAAGUUGUAUCCAGUAAUAUAUACCAAAUAGGUUUUCAGCAUCUUCAAUAUUAGAAUUCAGUGAAUUAUGGGAUUAAGUUUCGAUACAGAACUGGAACAGUAGUCAGCUGUGUCAGACUGUAAAGCCAUUUGUUUCAUGGAAGAUAAGCUGGAUAUAAAUGAAUAAAAGCAAUUGUGUACAGUUA